AUGAAUACACCACGUGCUCGAUAUACUAUUGUGCCUGCUUCACGUCCCGCUUCAAUUCCCCCUGUGCACUCGUAUCCCCGUCUGCCCCUGCCAUCCUAUUAUCAUCACGGAAAUAUGCUGAGACGCCCCCCUGCGAUAGCACCUGAAGUGUGGGAUAGCUGGCCAGACAGCUUGAAGAGAACGAUCGCAGAAACCCCAGAAGUGUAUAUGGCCCCAGCUAACUCGAAUAUUGAUCCAGCACUUCUCAGUAGCUCGAACAGUUCCUCGGCCCCAAGGCAUACUCCUCGCGAUGCAAAUAGAGAUGGUCCACAUGAGCCGAUGCUAUUUGCGAACCCAUCUGCUGCAAAUAACGGUGCACGAAGGCUUACAAAUAGCAGUGAUACACGUCUACCUGAGCAUCGUCGACACAGGAGAGGUGCUGUGUCCAGCUCUCGACGAUCAUGGGGAAGGCAUCAGCGUUCAUCUUCACCCAGUGACAACAAUCGUGAGCGGGAGGGAAGGCAUAGGGCAAGAAGUCCUGUGCAUAAUCACCGGAGGAGUUCAUCAUCUCCAUCCACCAGCCGUUCAUCAUCCCGAAACAACCGUCACUCUCGUCGUGCGUCGUCGCCAGCCACAAGGCACUCGACUCCAGCAAACAUGGAAGAUCUUGCUGCCAUCCUGUGUGAGAUGCGUGAAAAUCAGGAUGAGCACUAUAAGCAAACAGAUGAACGACUUGCACAGCUUGAAGGGAAUGUACCUUCACACCAGACCUCCACUCGUGGCCGCAUAGUCCAAAGUCGGGGGGCAUCAUUGGUUGCUCGGAGGCGCAGGCGAAGAGGUGCUGGUGCUGAGGUUGAUGGUGUGGAAUCACGGGCAGGUGAAUUCGAUCAUGAUGCGGAAGACGUCACGGGGGCUCGUGGUAGCCUCUCUACCGCUGCCCGGGAAGCACGAGGGCACCUAAAGCACUUGGUUACCGCCAAGUUCCGCCAUGUCUGUGAUGUUUCCGACGGGAAAAAAUGGCCAAGUCUCGAGGUUGAACGAAAGAAUGACAUGACAGGCGAGGUGUACCUGACACCAAAUUUUGAGGCGACCGUGAACGACGACCAUAAUCGAGUGAUCUUCAAAAAGAUCGCGCAUCUUGUCUGGGAGGAACUUGGAAGUACAACCCUUAGCGAUUCCCUGAGCAACCGCAAGGUCAAAUGGAAUAAGCAAUCGUUGUUCACGUUUGCUAAAGACACGUACCGUGGAUUCAAGGAGGAGUGGAAAGCGCAGAAUGACCGCGAGAAGGCCGCAGCUAAAAACAACAACCAGCAAAAGAAUCGCUGGAGUCAGCGUCGUAAAGAGAAAGCCGACCGGUUGACAACAGCAUGUCCGAAAUACCUCGAACUUCAUGGCGUGGAUCCCAUCAACAUCAUCCACGCGGAUCAUAUGUCAGACGAGGCCUCUGGACCUGAAGAUGAUGGUGAAUCAGUUGACGAGUAG
This is a messenger RNA of Suillus subalutaceus, 1461 nucleotides long. RefSeq lists its product as uncharacterized. The transcript is spliced from 5 exons. NCBI's taxonomy places the organism in Eukaryota, Fungi, Basidiomycota, Agaricomycetes, Boletales, Suillaceae. The record is from RefSeq and is a predicted model, not a curated record. The coding region runs from base 1 to 1461 and encodes 486 amino acids.